AUGAACAAUAUGAAACCUGUCCACGAAGCGCUCACACUCGGUGUGGCUGCACCUUGUGUAACGUUCGCGCUUUUGAUUUUCCUAUGGACAUACGAAUACGAGGCUCGACCGUUCCUCGUUUAUUUCUUCUUUCUCUUUGUGUUAGUAUUCUGUGCGUUCCUACGAACUUUUCGCGCAGACACACUCAUUCGCAAGGACGGCGUGUUGCUUGAGCGUGACGGUGGCCCGUCGACAGCCCCUUUUCAGAACGCCUCGCGAAACAAAGCGUGGUACUACUUCUAUUCAAAUUUAAAUUAGAGCAGGUAGAACUAGAAGCAAAAUAGGUAAUAACUGUCGUAGCCGUAGCCGUAGUUCCAGAACCACUGCGUCACUAGCACCAGUGCGUGUGCACCGGUGUAGUAGUCCUCGUCGAAUAUUAAGAUGUUGGGGCGGAAUGUAGAGAUACAGAUAGUGAUAGAGGCAGACCUCCAUGAGGGAGCGCACGGUGAAAAUAAUUCCUUUCAAUGAAAAUCGAUAUCUAUCUAGAUACUCCACAUGCAUAUGCAGAAAAAAGAUUGCUAACACCCCCUCAACAGCGCAGGUCGAUAUGGAAUUUGGUUGUCGCUAUCGUCGGCACGUGGUUGGGGCGAUCGAACUUUCAGACGAACAGGCUUCCCUUUCUGCUCACUCGGGAUGGUGCGGUGUACAACAACGUCACGCCGCUAGACUUAAGGAAGGAUUCUGGGACUCUAUCUGAAGAAGAUCUGUUGAAGAUGCGUCUUGAAGGUAGGUAGUGAGUUUGACAAGAGUCGUUGUAAGUUGUAGAUCAGAAAGGAGAAGUUUCAUCUACACGGCAGCUUAAUCGGCGUUUCACAACAUUGACGGAGGACAUGGAUGUCCGGGAAAUGGAGGUAAACAUCUAAUAUCCAAAACAGUGGACAAGCCCGAUGCAGCAAUAGUCCACUUCAACGCGAAGACCACGACAUUGGACGUCGGACUUUUCAGAGCCUACAGGUUAGCGUUAGUAUUUACUAUCAUGAUCAUGAUAAACUCGAACGCUGGGCAUGAAAGUAGUGAAUGGAACGACCUCUCUUCGACGUCGAGAGAAGAGGUUGAGUUUUGAUUAUUUGGUUCGGGGUGAGCAGAUUUCAGCAGGACGAGAAUGGAAAGCUUGCUCCUCGUAAGUCAAGGAGUUCGAAUCAGCAUCUUCGGCAGCAAGAAGCCAGUAGACAGAUGUAGCAAUGCAAGCACAUCGAUCAUGAUCAAGGAGCAACCUAUUUUCGUGCUCAUUGAUUCGUCCAAAUCAACUCUUCUGCACCAGGAAACGAAAUGUAAAUGCUUACUCAUAUGCUUUACUUAGGCACAAAGGGCAGAACUAUUGCGUCGCACCGCUUAGCGCAAGGACAAAAGGCACAGGCGAAAAUCUGGUCGCGCGAUUUUUCGCAGUCGGGGUUGAUUGCUGCGGGUCAAGUUUCGUUGACUGCCUAGCGUAUUCCAGUUAAGGCUAUGGACCUUGUUACAGAUUCAUACAUCUGGCGUCCCUAGCACUAUGGAGAUCAUUCUUGUACGUGUAUUGUAAUCUUAACCAGCAUGUCCAACAAGGGAAAAACUAAAUAAUGAAGGCUACUCCACUUCUACAGGGAUGGACUUUGGUCAGGAGCUCUAAUCAAGUGAAGGCACUCUCACGGAAGAAAACAUCAAUAAAGAAGAGGUCCCCAAGGCAGGCGUGGUGGUCCCGCAGAUCGAUUUUCCGGCACAAGAUGACAGUAUUUGUUAAGUACAUGUCUACAACUUCACCUUCACGCAAGAGUUCAAAUAAUUUAGAACGUGUUACUACAAAACCACUAACCCUCUAGUUAUUGAAGUAAGUAGAUGCUCAUGCUCAUGAAGUAGAGUUUCUUCGCGAACGCCAAGGCCUGCAGUGUAAAAUUGUUACUACAAGAAGAAAAAUGGAGAUUCGUAGUCGUGGUUCGUUUCUGUUUGAUUUUUUUUUCAUCAUCAUUCUCCAACGAAUUUUGCAUGUUAUUGAUGUUGAUCUAGUACACGAUCAUGUUAUUCAAGGAUCGAAAUUGUAUCUUUGGAUUCCAUCGAGAAUUUAUAAUUGAUCUAAGUGCGCCUCACUGAUUUACUUACCCAGGACCUUUAUCGGGCACAAGCGAGGAGUUGGCCUUCUCAUAUUCCGGAAGCGGAUGGGGAGACAACACGAGAAGUGAGCUGAGUCUUCUAUUUGAUCCUCAGACGACAAUGGCGGAAACGACUUUUUACAACAAGGCAGCCAGGAGUUGCGCCGCGUAUUACGGGCUGAAACUAGGUCAGAACCCGAUCUUUUUGCACCUCACUCGCGAUGCAGAGAAAUUUCAGCGAGGGAGAGACACUUCAACGUUCGGGAUGUGCAUCUUGAGUAUCGGUCUUGGCUGGCCCAGCAUCCUGUUGGGGGGCAUUGUGAUCACCAACAUCUAUAGCAGGAGACAACGGGCGUCGCAGUAA
Amoebophrya sp. A25 is the source of this 2466-nucleotide messenger RNA. The record is from the annotation of a GenBank genome assembly. Lineage: Eukaryota; Dinophyceae; Syndiniales; Amoebophryaceae.